Hydra vulgaris (swiftwater hydra) is the source of this 403-nucleotide messenger RNA. Lineage: Eukaryota; Metazoa; Cnidaria; Hydrozoa; Anthoathecata; Hydridae. The record is from RefSeq and is a predicted model, not a curated record.
UAUGAAUGCACUGAGCAUGAAAUUGGCAUCCCAUGGUGGCUCAACAAUUAAGAGGACUGUUUGGAAUUUAAUUCCAAUGGUGAUUGGCACCAAUAUAGAAAAAAAAAUAAAUUGGUCAGGAGCUAACAAUAAGCUUGCUUUGAAAACAAUGCCUUUAAAAAAAGUUUUAUUGGAUGCUGUUAAAAUAAAUCCUUCGACUUCAGGAGCAGUGUCUGAAGAGGUUGAACGUUGGAUAAAAAGAUACUUUCAACUCUCCGGUGAUCGAAAUGGCGGCCGUAAAGCUCGGGAAGAUCUUAAAAAUUCGUUGCAAAAAUAAAUAUUUGAUUCAUUCAACGUUUUUGUUUUUAUUAUUUCAUUAUUAAUUAAAACACUUUUGGUUUACAAUAAAUUUCAAAUAUACUUA